Messenger RNA from Jatropha curcas, 1005 nucleotides. Its product is annotated as adenine phosphoribosyltransferase. NCBI's taxonomy places the organism in Eukaryota, Viridiplantae, Streptophyta, Magnoliopsida, Malpighiales, Euphorbiaceae. The record is from RefSeq and is a predicted model, not a curated record.
UUUACCACAUUGCAAUAAGACCCACUUUGGAUAUGGGCCAUCAACGUGACCCAUCCUAAACACUGCUCCCAAAUCCUCCAAAACAGAAAAACCCUCACCAGUCUCCCCCGAAAAUAAAUUCCAUUGUUCGAAAUCCGAUCAGAUCAUGUCAAUGUCAGUGCCUCGCACUAAUCCGCCAUUCUCUCUUCCUUUCUUCCUCCUAUUCCUCAUCCUCAGCACCACCUGCACCGCCUCAUCCUCCUUUUUCCGCUCCUACUCCCAAUACAAAACAGUCGUCUCCCUCUCCCACUCUCUACUCACACGCGUAUCUAACCUGCGAGCCGCGCGCGGUGACAUCGACGGCGCAAAUCGCGCGAAGCUAAUAGCUCAGAAGCUGGAGAAAGCGUCAGGAUUAGGGUUCUGGGGGUUGGCGUGGUCGGUAGGGUGGGAUUACGCGAAAAACUACGCUUGGAGGGAUUUGGAUUACAGAGAGUUGUACGGCGUCGUUUCAGACUUGAACGAGUUGGCUGGGUUAUUAAGCGAGUUUGCUCGGGCAGAAUCAGAUGUUGAGAGAGCGUCUUGGAUUGCACGAAGUUACAGUAAUAUCUUCAGUGUUGCCAAGUCGGUGUUGCAGAGGUUCCUCAGAGUGUUCCGUGAAUCGGGAGCUUUAAAGGAAGCGGCGGAGACGGUCCGUAGAGAGGUGGUGGAUGGUGGAUUGUUAAGGGACUGCCUUGAAUUGGGAAGCGAUGAUCUAAAAGGAUUGGUUCAAAUUAUCAAGGAUCUGGCUUCGCAAUUUUUUUCCACUUCCGAUUACAAUAGUGAACUUUGAACUGUAGGUUGUAAAAUACCGUCGAUGACACGUGGAUACGGUGGUAAUUGUGUAAUUUAUGAUGUUAUUAAUUGUAAUUUUUGGAAAAAAAAAAGAGUAUUUUGAGGUUGAUCAUGUAAUAAAUGGAUGAUACGGUGUGCGAUGAAAUGUGAUCUGUACUUGCUGUUACUCUAAGAACUCCGAUAUUAUCACUUGCA